UCGUCCCCACGCGAUUACAUCAUAUGCUUUAUCUGGACCCGCGGCCAAAAACAGCGGAACUUGGUCCAGCUGGUCACUUCUACACACCUCGCUCUCUGGUCAAAAUCUGUGCAAUUGAAUGGCGCCUAUCAACUGUGGAUGCCCCUAAAUCGGCAUCGCAUUCUAUCUCCAAUUCUCUCGAUUCCCCGGCCUCAAAUCCUCCACCUUGUGCAUUCUAGCUCCCCUUCCACGCUGAUCCGGCCCGUGGUCCUGCUACGGACGCGCCCGACCUCCAUGGCGGGUGCUGACCAGAAAUCCUUCUUGGAGACACUCUCUCCGUGGAGUACCCCGCGAAGCUCCACUCCUCAGCCCUCUGAUCGCACACCGGGAAACCCAGACGUCUUGCAACGGUCGCAGGGAGAGGACCACACGGUAACCCACCGACAUAAACUGAGCUUGCGCCAUUACCCACCAGACUGUCCACCGUUGAAAGCGAGGUGGUUCUAUGCCGUGGACUCGCCCAAGCGAAAACCUGCUCUGCUGGACCAGAAGAAACCCGACCAUAAGCCGCCGCCUCCGCCGAAGAAAUUCAUUCCCUUCUCACCGGGUGAUUCGCAGUCGAUUGAAGCCACCUUUCAGAAGCUGUCGGAAAUUGAAGACUCUCAUCAGGAUGAACAGUCCCGGCGAGCUGCGUUACAACAAGUGUCGACUAAAGUUCCGGUGAAUGAGGAUUACCUGUUUGAUGUAGAUGUGGAAGCACGAGAGCUCAGCCCAGCGUAUUGGAUUGGUCCAGUGUAUGAAGUUCGGCGAGGCACGUGGUUCAUCCAAGAAGGGUCUGUCUUUAAGCCAUGCGAGGAGAAUUUUGCUACACAACUUGAGGAGGGCUAUGUGAAGCUACGGCCAUGGAAGAUCCAGACUGAAGAAAGGGGAGAAGGUAGAUCAUCCGAUACUAUUUCGGGAGAGGGACACGGCGCAGAUUCCCCAAACAGUGCACCGGGCACGCCUCGAUCUACAAAGCCUCGUGAGAAGGCUCAAAACGUGGGAACUGGGCCGACUGCAGCUCUUUCAGAGCUUCAGCAGUACCGCUUGUUUGGAGCCUACAUGAACACGAUCGUGACAUAUCAGGACGAGUCGACAGCUUGGUACACCACUGACGAUUUUAUGACCCGUGUGAGCUCCACCGUAUACCAAACGCUCGGCCGUGCUCCGGGCACUAGAGUAGUACGUGGGUUGAUGGAGACCAGACGGCCAAGGGAGCCACUCGGCUCUCGGGCCGCAGAGCGCAAACAAAGCGAGAAGGUGCCAGGAACACCUCGUCGUGGGGCCAUUCCUGCCUCAAGUACUGUACCACCUUCGGGGCACGAUUCAGCGAACGUGUCAGGAAGCGAGGCUGAAGCAGAGGGCUUGCCGAGGCGGCCCAUCUCCACGUUAGAGCGGCAGAUGUCCUCCCUUGCUGGUGAACCCCAGAAUCCGGCUGAACUCGAAGAACAGGCCCGUAGGCAGGAGGAGCAAGAGAUGGAAGACUCUAGGGAAGUGGACAGUGAAGAUCAAGGGCGAGAUGUCGAUCAUUUGGUGCUGGUCACCCAUGGCAUCGGCCAGCGGCUCGGCUUGCGGCUGGAGAGCAUCAACUUUAUACACGAUGUCAAUGUCCUUCGCAAGACAUUUAAGGGGGUCUACAAAGCCUCGCCUGAUCUCCAAGCAUUGAACUCCGCCUUCCCGGACAGCGAUAGUAACUGUCGCGUUCAGGUGAUCCCUGUUUGCUGGCGUCACCUUCUUGAUUUCCCUUACCGCGGAGUUCGACAGAAUCGAAAGGAACUCGAUUUGACGGAUGCGGAUACCUUCGAGGACGAUGCAUAUCCCAGUCUAGCUGAUAUCACCCUGGAAAGCGUCCCCGCCGUUCGAAAUCUUAUAUCCGACCUAGCAAUGGAUGUCUUACUCUACCAAAGCGGAUACUGUGAGCACAUUGCGAGCAUUGUCAAGCAAGAAUGCAAUCGAAUUCUCGAGCUAUAUAAGAAGCGUAAUCCAUCCUUCAAUGGGACUGUGAGUCUCUGCGGUCACUCGCUUGGAAGCGCCAUUCUCUUCGACAUCCUGUGCAACCAACCAGCUGACAUUGAUGCCGCUAAAGGCGGCAGAGCAACAGCCCUGGGUGCUGAUGAUUUUGCGGAUCAACGCGGGGGAAUGCAGAGUGCGCUGAACUUUGACUGUGAGGAAUUCUUCUGUCUGGGAUCUCCUAUUGCCCUUUUCCAGAUGCUGAAGGGAAAGACCAUUGCUGGAUAUUCCCCCCUGGGAGCGAGGGAUCGUAAGAGUGGGCUGGACAUUGGUGACUUUGAAUCUCACCGACUGGGCUCCAUCCGAUCCUCUAAGCGAGACUCUCAUGGCAGCAGCAGUCGGGACCUGAUUGAAAGCUCGACCAUCAUCUCCGCGCCCAAAUGUCGGGACCUUUACAACAUCUUUCACCCCUCGGAUCCCGUCAGUUACCGGAUUGAGCCUCUUAUCUCCCAGGCGAUGGCCAGUCUCAAACCCCAGCCUUUGCCCUUCGUCAAGAAAAGCCUGUGGACUACCUCCGGGCAGAGUCUCUCCAUUCUGGGAACGCGCAUGGGCCAGAGUGUGGGUUCGCUGUGGAGUAACUUCACAUCUGGUGUUGCAAGCAGCCUGUUGAAUCGCAGCCUGGGGCUGACUGCAGAAGAAGCCUCUGCUGCUCGGAGUACGGCCAGCGGUAAGCCAUCGGAGGAUUUGGCUGGACACAAGCGAACCCAGUCAGGCAUGAGCCAACAUAGGUCCUCGCAUGAGUCUGAUGAUCAUGGUGAGACCCUCAUCGAUCAUGAUCUCGAAACCCUGUAUGAUGGUUUCCAGAAGAGCCGGACCACCCAUAAAAAGGAUCCCGCACGAUCAUCUGGCGAGACCGAGUCAGGCCUCGACUCGGAAGACCAGGAGCGCAAAUUGAAAUUUGAAGAUGCCAAGGUGCGAGCGUUGAACUCCAAUGGCCGCGUGGAUUACAGUAUUCAAGAGGAACUGGUUCUUCUGGUGCUGAUUCUCUUUUUCUUCUUUAGGGGUGCAUUUGAUAUUUCUUUGAUCGCCAGUAUUGCCAGCCAUCUCACCUACUGGGGAGACGAGGAUGUGAAUCACUUUAUGCUCUCCCAAAUGCUGUCGCGCAAGUCGCGACAUCGGCUGAAGGGAGGCAGCGCGGUGGAUAAACUCCCCAAGCCAUAG
This is a messenger RNA of Penicillium daleae, 3189 nucleotides long. RefSeq names its product DDHD family phospholipase. Gene Ontology annotation, molecular function: glycerophospholipase activity; metal ion binding. The record is from RefSeq and is a predicted model, not a curated record. Lineage: Eukaryota; Fungi; Ascomycota; Eurotiomycetes; Eurotiales; Aspergillaceae. Gene Ontology annotation, cellular component: cytoplasm. The transcript has 3 exons. The annotation marks the transcript as partial.